UCGAUAUGUAAAGACACAGGAAACAUGAAAAAACCCACGAUCCAACUAGAGGCGAAACCAUGCACUCUGGAACAAUCCACGAUCCAACUAGAGGCGAAACCAUGCGCUCUGGAACAAUCCACCAUCCAACUAGAGGCGAAAACAUGCACUCUGGAACAAUCCACCAUUCAACUAGAGGCAAAACCAUGCACUCUGGAAAAAUCCACCAUCCAACUAGAGGCGAAACCAUGCACCCUGGAACAACCCACGAUCCAACUAGAGGCGAAACCAUGCGCUCUGGAACAAUCCACCAUCCAACUAGAGGCAAAACCAUGCACUCUGGAACAAUCCACCAUCCAACUAGAGGCAAAACCAUGCACUCUGGAACAAUCCACCAUUCAACUAGAGGCAAAACCAUGCACUCUGGAACAAUCCACCAUCCAACUAGAGGCAAAACCAUGCACUCUGGAACAAUCCACCAUUCAACUAGAGGCAAAACCAUGCACUCUGGAACAAUCCACCAUCCAACUAGAGGCGAAACCAUGCACUCUGGAACAAUCCACUAUUCCACCCAUCAAACCAAGUAAACUGUGUAUGUCACUUAAAAUCUAAUAUGAACCCGUAAUUAGUCAAAC
Mizuhopecten yessoensis (Yesso scallop) is the source of this 614-nucleotide messenger RNA. RefSeq lists its product as uncharacterized. The record is from RefSeq and is a predicted model, not a curated record. The transcript has 2 exons. Bases 25 to 591 code for a protein of 188 amino acids. Lineage: Eukaryota; Metazoa; Mollusca; Bivalvia; Pectinida; Pectinidae.